AUGACAAGGGGAGUGGGAGGGAGGGAGGAAAGGAGGAACGAGGUCGGGCUGCUGAUGAGGUUUGAGGUGAAGGUCAUGCCGACGGAGCUACAGUAUCACUGUACCGUUGGUACAGCAUGUACUACUGUAUACGUGUACAGUUGUAGAGUAAUCCAUAAGAGUUGA
This is a messenger RNA of Chondrus crispus (carragheen), 165 nucleotides long. RefSeq lists its product as hypothetical. The record is from RefSeq and is a predicted model, not a curated record. NCBI's taxonomy places the organism in Eukaryota, Rhodophyta, Florideophyceae, Gigartinales, Gigartinaceae. Bases 1 to 165 code for a protein of 54 amino acids. The transcript has a single exon.